Molecule: messenger RNA, 4676 nt
Organism: Rana temporaria (common frog)
Lineage: Eukaryota; Metazoa; Chordata; Amphibia; Anura; Ranidae
Gene: VIT
Product: vitrin
Exons: 28
Coding region: 551-3307 (918 amino acids)
Biological process (GO): positive regulation of cell-substrate adhesion; extracellular matrix organization
Source: RefSeq, a predicted model, not a curated record
UAAAUCAAAGUGAGGAACUGAGAGUGUGUCAGGGCAGUCUGCCUUCUACUGUGGGGAGAGAUCAAUGGACAUGUUUGAUUAGCCUGUGUAAGGAGCAGCAAGGGACUUCAGGCUUGCUAACUUUAUUGGACCAUCAAAUGUAUUACUAGCUGAUUUUGGACACAUUUAGGACUGUCAUAAACGUGCAGGAUAUUGAGAACAAGAGAGAAUUAUCCUUAUUUCUCACCUUAUAAAAGUGUCCUGUGGUUAUCACCUUUGAUGUCAAAGCCCAUGAAAGGAAACCUACACUGAAAAAACUACAGACUAAAGGUAUUGAAACUUGUGUCUUAGCACAAUAGCUAAGAAUCCUGAAUCUUCAAAAGAUUCAAACCUUACUGCCAGAACUGUGAACUUAUUUGGUAAUAUAUCAAGCAGACACAGAGAAAGCUGCACAGCAAAAGCUACAGUAAGGAGUCCCACCCAACCAAUCCACAUGUGAGCAACUAUCCAAAAUCUGAUCGCAGCAGACUACACAGAACUUAAAUAUAGUGUGUUUUUCUGUUUUGUUACAAUGAAGGAAAAAGUUAUAACAGUUUUAUUUGUUUUAAUCCUGGGGUGUACUGGUGUAUCUUCCAAGAAGAAUAGAAAGAACAGACAACAUGUGCCUAGUAUUGAAUGUGAAAUUAAAGCCGGAAAAAUAGUCAAUCCUGAAUUCCUUGCAAAAUGUCCCUCUGGAUGCCAGGAUGGAAAAUAUCGUACUUAUGGCACAGACAUAUACUCCUCAAUCUCCAGUAUUUGCUCAGCAGCCAUUCACAGUGGUGUCAUUGAUAAUUCUGGGGGGAAAAUUCUUGUUCGAAAAGUAGCUGGACAGUCUGGAUAUAAGGGAAGCUUCUCAAAUGGGGUACGAUCGUUGUCUUUACCACGUUGGAAAGAGUCAUUUGUUGUUUCAGACGGAAAAGGAAAGAAAGGUGUAACCUAUCCCACUGUUCUUGAAUACGUGGAAGCUAGAGAAGUCCCACAGAGAGAGGCACCAUCCCCAGUUAUGACCACAACUCAGUCAAUUGUUACUACUACCACACCUACCACAACUCCAGAGCCUACAACUCCACAGCCUACAACAACUCCACAGCCUACAACAACUCCAAAACCUACAACCACCCCCACAACUACUACUACUACUACCACCACAACUACUACCACUACAACAACCAGGAUGAGACCUCCACUGGUACGGGCAAGAGAUACAGCCGCAAGUAACAUUCAUCCAGCGUACUCAUCAGUUGUUGCUGCUCAAUCAAGGCAAGCCAUGCCGGCUCCACAAGGAAGAGUUCAAACUCAAGUUGUCAGGUCACCAGCUAUUUAUGCAAGCAGUCGACAAAUAACCAGGAGUAAUCCAGGUGCCAGUAGAAUUCAGCAGAUUUUAGCUGAAAAGGCAAUUCAAGCAAAUCCAAGUGUGCAAAGACGUGACUGGCAAAAUCCUAGCCGAGGAAAUAAUCCAGUUGUGCAACGCAGACCAGUAGCUCAAGAAAGAAGCAAUGUAGCUCCAAAUACUGGACACAGCUGGUCCUCAGACACACGUGAUACUCAAGGUUCACAGCGACGAGACUGGCAAACUCCAAGUCGAGUACAAGUCCCAACUGUUCAGCGUAGGCCAACAGGUUCUGAUACUGGUUAUAAUGCUCCCCCUGCUGUGCCUAACUGGUCUGCAGAAACACAUGACACUGAUGUUUUACAGAGGCGAGAAAAUCCAAAUUACCGAUUAAAUGUUCCCCCAGUACAGCGCAGACCAGCAGUUCCAGAAAGCAGCAAUGUAGCUCCUCCUGCCGCUCCAUUCUGGCCUGGAGAAACCCGUGAUACUCAAGUUUCCAAUCCAAGGUCUAGUGUGUCAGAGUUUGACAGGUGGGUCUCCGGCUUCUCACAAAGCAAUUCCAGAAACACUGACACUGACACAACCUGGAGGGCUGCUGAAGAGGUGCCAGAAACCAAAGUUCCAGUUGCAAUUCCAGUGCCAGUUCCAGUGCCAGUUCCAGUUAAACCUGAAUUUAAAGUUGAUGUUGAACCAGAUCCAUGGCGAAGGUUCUCAGAAAGUGGAGUUCCUGCCAAAGAAGAAGUGAACUCAAGACUACCAGUGGAAACAGUAGCCUUUGGAGGCUUAAAUUGCAAAAUAGAUCUGGUGUUCCUCAUUGAUGGCAGCUGGAGCAUUGGUAAGAGACGUUUCAGGAUUCAGAAACUUUUCCUAAGCCAGAUGGCGGAUGCUCUGGAUGUUGGCAUUUCUGGACCUCUCAUGGGUAUUGUACAAUAUGGGGAUGACCCAUCAACAGAAUUCAGCCUUCGAUCGUACUUCAACUCUAAAGACCUGAGAAAUGCCAUUGAAAAAAUUCCACAAAAAGGAGGAUAUUCUAAUGUUGGAAAGGCUCUGUCCUAUGUGAACAAGAAUUACUUUUCUGAUGCCAGUGGGAAUAGAGGAGCAGCUCCAAAUGUGGCUGUAGUUCUUGUUGAUGGAUGGCCAACAGAUAAAGUGGAAGAAGCCUCUCGUCUUGCUCGGGAAUCAGGAAUAAAUAUUUUUUUUGUGACAAUUGAAGGUGCAGAUGACAAUGAAAGGUCUAGUGUUGUGGAACCAAACUUUGUAGACAAGGCUGUUUGCAGAACCAAUGGUCAUUUUUCCAUCAAUGUUCCCAGUUGGUUUGGUCUCCAUAAAAUUGUGAACCCACUGGUGAAGCGUAUGUGUGAUACUGAUAAGUUAGUCUGUAGCAAGACCUGUCUUAAUGCUGCUGAUAUUGGGUUCAUCAUCGAUGGGUCCAGUAGUGUCGGUACAGGAAACUUCCGCACAGUUCUGCAGUUCAUAGCGAAUAUAACAAGCGAGUUUGAGAUUUCGGACACAGACACAAGAAUUGGAGCUUUACAGUAUACGUAUGAACAGAGGCUGGAGUUUGGUUUUGAUAAGUACAGCACAAAGCAAGAUGUUGUAAAUGCCAUAAUGAGAAUCGGCUAUUGGAGUGGAGGCACAAGUACAGGAGCAGCCAUCACAUAUGCUAGUGAACAGCUAUUUAGCAAAUCAAAACCAAACAAGAGGAAGAUCAUGAUUGUAAUAACCGACGGUCGUUCUUACGAUGAUGUUCGGGCUCCCGCUGCAGCUGCUCAUCGAAAUGGGGUCAUUGCAUAUGCUGUUGGUAUCGCCUGGGCAGCCCAAGAUGAACUGGAAUCCAUUGCUACGGAUCCAAAAAAAGAGCAUUCGUUCUUUGUGGAUGAAUUUGACAGUCUCUAUAAGUUUGUAGGAAAGAUUAUCCAGAAUAUUUGUACGGAGUAUAAUUCUCAACCAAGAAAUUAAAGUAUGCGUUGGUUAAAGUAUUUUUAUACUGCUUGGAUAAUACACUUUCUGGCAUUGAACAGAAAAACUUCUACAACAAAUGAUGUAUUAAAUUUAGAGAGGUCUGUCUUUGAAUACAGAUAUUCUCGUGUCCUAAAUCCUGAUCCAUGACAUGCUAAUGUUUUCUUUCCACCUGUAAAUUGCAGCCUCACUCCACAUUUCAGGUGUGAAAUUAACUGAAAAUAUGAUCAUCACAGUUCGACAAUCAUAUGGCAAAUCUUGGAAUAUUCAAUAUACUCUGGCUAUGAAGUCAGUCGGUAUUACCUGACCUAUUGGCCUGCUUAGCAUGCAAAAAUAACACUUUAUUAAAACGGGUCACAGGCAGUAUUGUUACAGAACAUUGACAUCUAUGGUAGUUUUUUUUAGGCUUAGCCCAAAUUUAACAUAAUAGUAAGUAAUGUCAUUAUGUUAUUAUCCAAUACUGCCCUCUAGUGUCAAACUACUAACAUGCAUCAUAAGAACAAAGCUUUAUUUGCAAAAGCUAUCCCAAAGCAUCACUUUUUUUAUUUUUUUAACAAAAUAAAGCAUCAUAUCUUUUAAAGACAAGGAUAUGUCAGAUCAAUUUUUUCUCUUCCUAUUUUUUAUGAUUUGGGCUCACACUGCAUGUAACUUUGUAACUGAAGAAAAAAAAAAGUUGUUCGUUUUGUGCAAGAGCUAUUUUCUGCUCUUCCAUAAGUGAUGAUUUUGUAGUUGACUACAAGUAAUCUAACAGCACAGUGCCAUGAAUUUUGAUCCUCAUAGGGUCACUUGACACAGUUCUAAGCAGUUGUAUAGAUUAAGCAGAACUGUAUAAAUUUGCACAUUAAAUCUGAGUUUUAGAGGGGGAAAAGUCAUGAAAAUCAAUAUAGCAAAUCAGUGAGACAUUUUAAUUUUUUUUUUUUUUUUUUUUUUUGCAAUUAUUAUGUAUAUUUUAAUUAAAAAAAUCUUUACAUUAAAAAAAAUCAGAAAAACUAUAUAUUUCAGUAUAGUUUGUACAGUUUUAAUAUUAUUCUAUUUUCAUUAUAUAAUAUAGCAUUUAUACACAGCUAAAGGGGUUUCAGUGACUUGUAUACUGUUCCUUUACUUAUAAAAAUUGUUUUGUAUAUAAGAAAACUUUUUACUACUUCAAAUCUGAUGCAAUAGAAGAGCUGAGUUUUACAACACAAUCAAUGUUUGUGAUGUAUUAAUUAUGAGACAGAUAGCAAUGAUUACUGUCAAUAUCAAAGAGCAAAUAUUUUUGUGGGAGAAUGUCAUCCAAUCUGUUUCUAUCACAUCAUAAAGUAAUUUCAAGAAAUAAAAAUCUACAAUAUUACUGUGUUAUUGCUGGAAUAAAUGCCCCAGUAGAAUUGUC